CCUCAUCUGUCUGCAGAGAGACCUAUAUAAAGAGCCGCAAAAUGCUUCCUUGUCUCAAGCAUCUGAGCCUCAACACCAGAAACGAGCAAUCAUAUGCGCACACACGCAAAAAACAAGUCAACCCAGAUCCUAAAGAUCGAAUCUUGACUUGAGGAAGGAAGGAAGAAGAAAUGGUGAUGCGCAGCGCGGCGGCGGCGGGUCUCGCGGUGCGCAGGGGCUCGGGAGCGAGGAGCGACCCGAAGUUCAGGGGGGUGAGGCAGAGGAGGUGGGGCAAGUGGGUCUCCGAGAUCCGCUUCCCCAACAGCCCCCAGAGGCUCUGGCUCGGCUCCUACGACUCACCGGUGAAGGCUGCCCGCGCCUUCGACGCCGCGCUCUUCUGCAUCCGUGGCCCCACCGCGAAUUUCAACUUCCCGGACAGCCCCCCAGAGAUCCCCGGCGGCGGGUCCCUCACGCCCCCGGAGAUCAAGGCGGCCGCGGCGUGGUACGCCGAGUCGGGGCCCAUGCCGGCCUGGCUCGAGCUGCCCGGAUCCGCAUCGCUGGCCCCGCCGCCUUCGCCGUCUGUUUCGGAGGCGAGCAGCGUCCUGACGAUCGAGAACGACCUGUACUUGGACGUAUCAUCCUCGGAUCUUUCGGCGGGUCCAGAGCCGGGUUCCGGCGAGCUCGAUCUCGGGGAGUUCCCGGGCAUCGAGGAGUGUCCCAGCGAUUUCAACGGGAUGCAAUUCCCAAGUUUGGGGAGUUUGGAUCUGAAUCUUGAUGUGUCCUUGGCUCUGGAUUUCUUCUUCCUGUGGGGUUUCUGAAGUGGACGGAAGGAAGAAGCCUUGAUAGAUGAAGAUAGCGGAUUAUUUUAUUUUGCCAUAAGAUUUUCCUUUUCUUUUCUUUUCCUUUUGUUCUUGGGAUGGACCAGAUUUUGUAGGGUCAUCAUCCUAGUCUUUAGGAUGAUACAGACAACAAAAGCUGACUUUUGGGGUGUAAAUUGACGUAGCUUUUGUUGUUUUGGUUCAUUCCUU
This is a messenger RNA of Syzygium oleosum, 1007 nucleotides long. RefSeq names its product ethylene-responsive transcription factor ERF017-like. The coding region runs from base 171 to 797 and encodes 208 amino acids. Gene Ontology annotation, molecular function: DNA binding; DNA-binding transcription factor activity. The transcript has a single exon. Gene Ontology annotation, biological process: regulation of DNA-templated transcription. NCBI's taxonomy places the organism in Eukaryota, Viridiplantae, Streptophyta, Magnoliopsida, Myrtales, Myrtaceae. The record is from RefSeq and is a predicted model, not a curated record.